Messenger RNA from Adineta ricciae, 255 nucleotides. NCBI's taxonomy places the organism in Eukaryota, Metazoa, Rotifera, Eurotatoria, Adinetida, Adinetidae. The record is from the annotation of a GenBank genome assembly.
AUGAUGCAUCUUAACAUUGUACGAUUUGUUGUAUUUCUUAUCGUUUGCCUGGCAAUGAUCCAUGCCUAUCCACCAUCAAUGAGCAAAACAAGAUGGCUACCCCUACGUAUCGCAAGACAGCAUGCUGUUCAUGAUGGACGAGUUGAUGAUUAUAAUAACGUAGUAGAUGGAAAUGAUAGUGACCUCAAUGACAGUAAUGGCUUUGCAACAUGGUUAUUUCGUUCGCGUAAAUUCUGCUGCGCGCCACCAUUGUAA